AUGAGAGAUUCGAUAAAAUGCUUUCAUCAUGACGAGGUCUCGAAUACAAUGGAAUCAUGUACUGUGGACGAUAAUCAAAUCCAGUCGUCCCAUCCUUCCACGUGGAGGUCUAGAAUCCGAGCUGCCACUGAUAGCUUCGCCUAUCCACUGCCUCCUUCGAGUGCGUCAACCGAAACGCCACAUUCCGGAGUUUACAUGCCGUCGGGUCCAUUCGACAGGGUUUCAGGUCAUCCUACAUCACAUUAUCGACCCGAGGCACCAUCAAACCCUGCAUCCAAUCUUCACACGUCACAUUAUCGUCCCCAGGGACUAUCGACCCUUACUUCCAAUCAUUCCCAGAUACCAUCGAACCCUUUCGAGGAUCCCCAAUAUGUAAUUGGCGUAACCGUACCGAAAAGACGGCCAAUGCGCGAAUGGCAGGAUGUCCUGGAAGACCAGCGCUCUGAUGCGUCUGCGCAUGCAGUGAAGCUGAGAUAUGGCAAGGUCUACCUCAGACGCCAACGAAGUCGCGUCCAGGCUGUGUUCACAAGCGCCAAGAAGACUGACUGCGAAAGCCAGCAGCGAGCUGCAUCAACUUUGCUCAAGGGGCAAGGUACACACCUUGGGCGUGACACUAUGCGAGGACUACAAUGUCCAGACUGUCGGCGGGAGAUGGAGGCCAGGUCGCUUGCGAGGUGA
This is a messenger RNA of Alternaria burnsii, 678 nucleotides long. RefSeq lists its product as uncharacterized. NCBI's taxonomy places the organism in Eukaryota, Fungi, Ascomycota, Dothideomycetes, Pleosporales, Pleosporaceae. The transcript has 2 exons. Bases 1 to 678 code for a protein of 225 amino acids. The record is from RefSeq and is a predicted model, not a curated record.